AUGAUUGCACGGGCUGGAAUUUCGGCGAGGAACUAUGACCCUUCAAACCAUUCCGUACCCCUCAAGCUACAGCGUACACACUUUUCCAUCCGCAUCACACUUCCCUCUCCAUCCCUUCUUCCUCUCCAUGCAAGCAGGGUGGGGAGUCUCAGAUGCGCCACUGCACGGACCAUGAAGAUGUCUUUAGUGCAGCCAGCGCGGUCAUUCCUCUUCAUGCCUCACUUGCCGGACUCGUAUGCUGUGUGGAUGGGUCCUCUGCACACCCACCAGCAGAUCAAGGACAAGUAUGGAGUGGACGAGGUUCACUAUAUCGAGGAUAUGGCAGCAGUGCUGAAAGCAGCAGCAGCAGGGAGUGGCAGUGGCCUGCCGACUCUCUUCCUCCUGAAGGGGAUCAACACCGACAGUGGCAACUCCUGCAAGCCAGCCCACUUCGAUGGCAUAGACGCGUUUCCCCAGGACCUGACGGUGUUGCACCCAGAACUGAGCGAAUGCCGGGUGAUCAAAUCCCAGGAGGAGAUUCGAGUGAUGCGCUAUGCUGCUGCUGUGUCAUCUGAUGCUCAUGUGGAGGUGAUGCGGCGAGUGCGACCAGGAAUGAUGGAGUAUGAGAUGGAGGCGGAUUUCCUGCACCAUGCAGCCGUGGUUGGGGGAUGCCGCUUAGCCGGGUACACAUGCAUAUGCGGCACGGGCCCGAACAGCAGCAUCCUGCACUAUGGCCAUGCUGGUGCCCCCAAUGAUAGGGAGUGCAGGGAUGGGGACAUGGCACUUCUGGACAUGGGGGCUGAGUAUUUCACAUAUGGCGCUGACAUCACAUGCUCCUUCCCUGUCAAUGGCACCUUCACUGCAGAUCAGCGGCUGGUGUAUGAGGCAGUCCUGGCAGCACAGAGAGCCGUGUUUGGCGCAAUGAAGCCGGGAGUCAGCUGGGUGGACAUGCACAGGCUAUCAGAGCGAACCAUUCUGGAGCACCUCAAAGGAGGGGGGUUGCUGCAGGGGUCUAUUGACGACAUGAUGGAACAGCACCUGGGAGCCCUGUUCAUGCCGCAUGGGCUGGGGCACUUUCUUGGCAUUGACACACAUGAUGUUGGUGGCUACAAUAACGCAGAGAGGUUGAACGAGCCAGGGGCCAAGUCUCUUCGCACAACAAGGCACUUGGAAGCUGGCAUGGUUAUCACAGUCGAGCCGGGCUGCUAUUUCAUCGACACUCUGUUGGAUCCAGCCCUAGCUGACCCGGCUGUUGCCCGCUUCCUUGUGCCUGAGAGAAUCGCCCACUUUCGAGGCUUUGGUGGUGUGAGGCUGGAAGAUGACGUGGUGGUAACAACAGAGGGCAUCCAGAACCUUACCAAGUGCCCUCGUGAUGUGGCCGAGGUUGAAGCUGUUAUGGCAGGCAAGCCGUGGCCUUGUGCUCUGGACUCGCUCCAGUGA
Closterium sp. NIES-65 is the source of this 1419-nucleotide messenger RNA. Lineage: Eukaryota; Viridiplantae; Streptophyta; Zygnematophyceae; Desmidiales; Closteriaceae. The record is from the annotation of a GenBank genome assembly.